Molecule: messenger RNA, 1113 nt
Organism: Pieris macdunnoughi
Lineage: Eukaryota; Metazoa; Arthropoda; Insecta; Lepidoptera; Pieridae
Source: the annotation of a GenBank genome assembly
AUGUUUCAAAGGUCUUUACGAAGUUCUUUUCAAGGAAAAAUCGAAGAAAUACCUGGUUUACAUGUGGAUAAUUUUGAAUAUGUAGAAUCGACAACACCAAGAGCAUAUUUCUUAAGUCAUUGUCAUUCUGAUCAUAUGCAAGGUCUACAUUCGCCUUCCUUACUUAAAUAUAUCAAGGAAAAAAACAUUUUUAUUUACACAACGGAACUCUCAGUUGCCAUUAUUAAAGAUAAUACAAAGGAUGACACAAUAUUAGACUACAUAAAAGUCUUGAAAUUAGGAUCAACACUUGUAACAUUAGAUGGAAUUCCAGAAGAAAAUAUUGAUGAAACAUAUGUGACGGUUACACUCGUACCAGCGGGACAUUGUGUAGGAGCAGUUAUGUUUUUAUUCCAAACUAUAAAUACUACAGUAUUAUUCACUGGUGACUUUCGAAUAAACGAAAGAGAUAUUUAUAAGUAUGCAGGUUUGCAUGAUGUAGCUGAGAAACCAAUAAAAAUAAACACAAUGUAUAUAGAUACAACAUUUAUAGACCUACUUUAUGAAAAUUUUCCAAAACGGUCACAGAGUAUAGACGCAAUUUUAAAGGAGAUAGAGAGGUGUUUGUCUACGGGUAGUGGUGUCGCGUUACAUACAUCAGCAAAGUAUGGUUAUGAAUAUGUAUUUAACAAGAUUUAUGAGAAGCUGGGAAGAAAAGUCUAUGUUAAUGAAGACCGAUGGAGGUUUUAUAGAAAAAUAUCACAUCUAGUCCCUGGCGUGACGAACAACAAUAAUGAAACAAUCAUACAUUUAUGUACAAAACGCGACGAAAAGAAUCACUCAACAUGCAUACCAAGGAACUACCCUCAAUUUCUUUACAUUCAUCUCUCAGCGAUGAAAUGGAUAAAUAGUAACACAUUUAAGCCAAUUCAACGAAUGUCGCCGACGCGAGUGGACGUGUGUUUCGCAACGCACUGUAGUCGGAGUGAGAUAUUGGGUUUUGUUAAUUAUUUUAAACCGGAUAGAGUGAUUGGUUUUCCUAAUCAAUAUAUAGAGGAGAAAGGGGUGAAACGGAAAAGUUUGAGGGAAGAGGGUAAAUUGGAAAGUAUGAUAGUGAAAAAGUUUUGUAGUUGA